GAGAGUGUUCGCGGUGAUAGCGCUCCCAAACCUCCAACAUAGAGAAACGGCCGGAUUUGUGAACAUUGGCGCGACUCGCGACUGAUCACACGUCGUGACGUCAUGUCAGCAGCAGCAGCAGCGCUUCUUGUCGCGCUGCUCUCGUCCGUGCACAAGGACGCGCGCUCCCUGAAAUGCUACUCAUGUUCGUUUUCAUACAAUGAAAUGUAUGAUUUGGAUCAUCGAGAUGCGUGGUGUGCGAACGAGUCACUGGUGCUGUUCGACACAGAUGAGACGGCGAAGACGUGCGCCCCAUGGGAGAAGUUUUGUGUGACUGCUGUCAAUACGAUAAACAAGGCGUUCACGUCGGUGAGCCGUGGAUGUGGUGAACGGUGUUCGGAAUUGUGCGAAUCGGUCGGAUAUGGGCAGGAUCAGGUGAAUUGCGACGAUUGCUGCGAAGAAGACCUCUGCAAUGCAAACUUUUCCGUCACCUAUUAUCAGGAGAUGAUGAGCCGACAGUACACGUCUUGGACUGUUCCGCUCAAGGGAGAAAUUGAAUGGAAUAGAAAAAGCAAGCUUAAAUUUCCCUACUAGACCGUUACGAAGCUGUUCAUACGAGGUUUACGUAAGAUUUCAAUAUUUGCUGUUUUCUGUACUUAUGAGUCCGUAAAUGCUGCACUGUCUAUAAAUAAACAUGUUAUUACUGC
Cylicocyclus nassatus is the source of this 686-nucleotide messenger RNA. NCBI's taxonomy places the organism in Eukaryota, Metazoa, Nematoda, Chromadorea, Rhabditida, Strongylidae. The record is from the annotation of a GenBank genome assembly.